GAGAGACAGAGACGCACGACACAGGGCUGCUCGGCAGAGGAGGACUCAGUUCACAGUCAGCCUGCGGUCUAAAUAAGCGCUGCGUGUCCUCCUCUAAACCGCAGUUUUGUGUCGGUUGUGGAUCGCGUUGAGGAGAAAGGCGCACUGUGAGGACUGCAGCGGCCACUCAGAGGGGAAUAUUGCUACAAGACUCCGCAGAAGAAGAAGACGAUUACUAGGGUCCUGUGACAACUCCUAAUGAUUGCUCAAUCUGACAAUCAAGAGCUGUUGCCCUGAUUGCUGCUUGUUAGGCACAGCUUUUCAUUAAGCAAAGAUGUCAACUGCGACUGAAAAUGGGAUUGGAGGGCCUCGGAGCACAGAGAAAACCUACAAGAAGACCACAUCAUCAGCACUGAAGGGAGCCAUUCAGCUCGGUAUUGGCUAUACAGUGGGAAACCUCACCUCCAAGCCCGACAGAGAUGUUCUUAUGCAAGACUUCUAUGUGGUGGAGAGCGUCUUUCUGCCCAGUGAGGGAAGCAACUUGACUCCAGCACAUCGCUAUCCUGACUUCCGCUUCAAGACAUACGCCCCGCUGGCCUUCCGCUACUUCAGAGAUCUGUUCGGCAUCAAACCAGAUGACUACCUGUACUCCCUGGUAAAUGAGCCUCUCAUUGAGCUGACCAACCCAGGGGCCAGUGGCUCUCUCUUCUACUUGACCAGUGACGAUGAGUUCAUCAUUAAAACCGUUCAGCACAAGGAGGCCAAGUUUCUCCAGAGACUGCUACCCGGAUACUAUAUGAACUUGAACCAGAAUCCACGCACACUGCUUCCCAAGUUUUACGGCCUGUAUUGCAUCCAGUCUGGAGGCAUCAACAUCCGACUGGUGGUGAUGAACAAUGUGUUGCCUCGCUCUGUCAAAAUGCACUACAAAUACGACUUGAAGGGAUCCACUUAUAAGAGACGAGCGUCCAGGAAAGAGAAAGAGAAGGCCUGUCCAACCUACAAAGACCUGGACUUUCAAGACAUGCACGAGGACGGGCUUUACUUUGACGCAGAGACAUACAACAAUCUUAUGAAGACACUGCAGAGAGACUGUCGGGUGCUGGAGAGUUUUAAGAUCAUGGACUACAGUCUUUUGCUGGGUGUACACGUCCUGGACCACAGAGAGGGGGGUGAGCAGGGCCAGGCCGGGUGUGACGGGAGGAGACCCGUGGCUCAGAGGGUGCUCUACUCCACUGCCAUGGAGUCCAUCCAAGGAGACGGCAAGGCUGCUGAAGCCCUCACCACUGAUGACACGAUGGGCGGCAUCCCUGCCAGGACACACAAAGAUGAAAAGCUGCUCAUCUACCUGGGUAUCAUAGAUAUUCUACAGUCAUACAGGUUCAUUAAAAAGUUGGAGCACUCGUGGAAAGCCCUGGUGUACGAUGGUGACUCUGUCUCGGUCCACCGACCCGGGUUUUAUGCAAGCCGCUUCCUGAAAUUCAUGAGCACACGGGUCUUCAGGAAGACUCAGCCAAUUCGAUUCUCCCCUUCAAAGAGGACCCGCUCUUCCAUCCCUGCUCUGAAGUCGUCCUCACAGGAGAUCCUUUCAUCGCAGGCGGAUGAGAGGAACGAGGACAGGAGGGACCGACUGGUAGGAGCACGCAGCCUCGCCAGCCUAGAUGGACAAGCUGUGUUCGGGUCAUAUCUGCGUCCUGAUAUUGUCCCAGCCAACCCAUCCUUCUACGAGGGCUCCUCCAUGGGAACCAUCUCCUCCUCCUCCAUCUUUGUAAACGUGGAAAGCCAAACAGAAGACAGAGAUGACGUUGCAUCCAGCUCCACGUUCACCCUGGAGGACAGUGCCAUCUGCCUUACUUCAGAGCAGAGCACCAUGGAUGUGGACAUAGAUCGUGAUGAUGGAUCCGUUCUUGACGUCUACCUGUGAAAGGAGCAGCUUUACAAACAUUCAUUUCCUUCUGCCAAGCAUAAGACAAUCGCCACACCCCAUUGGACAGGCCAGGCUGGCGUAUGAGUCCACUUUCAGUGCUGCUAGAUCCAUGUUGCCACUUGUGUUUGCCAACACAUUAAAAAGAAACACUGAGAUUCCCCCUGGUUGUUGGACUAAAAGAUGCAGCGAUGGACAUGUGCAAGGAACCAUAUGACAUACUGUGUAACGUGCUGAACAUUAGACUGAGCUUUCAGAGCAUGCAUCAAUGCAGCACCAUUAGGUUUUAUAUGUGUACUGUUUUCAAGGCCUACCAAACAACUGCUAUAUAUUUGAGGAGAAGGUAGAUACACACCACACAUGUGUUUUAGAUGUUCUUUUUUUCCUGCUGUUCAGAAAGACCUGAAGGACACUUUAAUGAUUUGCGACUGCCUUAGUUGCUGAUAAAAUGAGAAAUGUUUACACUGAAUUUAUGAUGGCAUCUUUGUCCCUGAUGAAGAGGGACCCGACAGUGUCGUACGAAGGAUACGAGUCGGUUUGUGGCCACAUUCAACCCGUAUAAGGAAGGACUCCUAUGACUCGAUAAUGAAGCUACCGAGGCCAAACACAGGCUGUGAUCGAGUUAAAGUGCCCAGCUCUUCCUAACUCUGCUGCCCUGAGAGAAGCGUGACGCUCCAGCAGAGAGCAAGCCGUAAGUGAGGUGAGCAAAGACAGUACGUGAACCUCGGAUGAAGUACGGGGCAGGAGGACAAGACAGUUUUGACAUGUUAUGAUUUCUCUGAGGACACUGCUUUGGGCAGGUGGACUACCUGACAUAAGCACAGACGUGUGAACAUGCACUUUUUUUUUAAUAAUUCGAAUGCACACUUGUUUGUCAUUGACACUACAUGUACAAAGACAAUGAACGAACACUGUAGUUUUUUUUUUUUUUUUUUUUUUUUUUGACGUGGAACUAGUUUUGUGAGGUUUGCGUCAUGACUGAAGACUUUUACUCAGGAUAUCCUUUGAUAAUAAGUAUGUCCUCUUUAAGUUCAAGUUCUGAGACAUGCAUUCUGCAUUUGGAGGCAGUCUGAUAUCUCUCCAUCAAAAUCAUAUCCAGCUAUAAAUGUUUGAACUUCACGAUCACGUCAGUUGAGACCAUAAUUUAUUAUGUAAAUCCCAAUAUUUUACCAUUUGCUGAAAAUAUACUUUCAUCGCUGAAUGUAUAGACAAUGCAUAUUUAUAUAAAGAAGA
Molecule: messenger RNA, 3136 nt
Organism: Archocentrus centrarchus (flier cichlid)
Lineage: Eukaryota; Metazoa; Chordata; Actinopteri; Cichliformes; Cichlidae
Gene: pip5k1bb
Product: phosphatidylinositol-4-phosphate 5-kinase, type I, beta b
Exons: 15
Coding region: 314-1903 (529 amino acids)
Biological process (GO): phosphatidylinositol phosphate biosynthetic process
Cellular component (GO): plasma membrane
Molecular function (GO): 1-phosphatidylinositol-4-phosphate 5-kinase activity
Source: RefSeq, a predicted model, not a curated record